Messenger RNA from Fonsecaea pedrosoi CBS 271.37, 1722 nucleotides. RefSeq lists its product as uncharacterized. Lineage: Eukaryota; Fungi; Ascomycota; Eurotiomycetes; Chaetothyriales; Herpotrichiellaceae. Gene Ontology annotation, molecular function: N,N-dimethylaniline monooxygenase activity; NADP binding; flavin adenine dinucleotide binding. The record is from RefSeq and is a predicted model, not a curated record. The transcript has a single exon. Bases 1 to 1722 code for a protein of 573 amino acids.
AUGGUCUCCGGCAGCAGCACCACUGCCGACAGGUUGAAGGCUAUUUCUGAUACUCUGCCGCCAUCCAACGAGACGUACGACGUUAUCAUCAUCGGCUCGGGUCUCUCUGGUCUGUGUUCUCUGCAUCACAUUCGAGAGCGCUUUCCUGCCUGGAAGGUACAGGUGAUUGAUGCGGCUCCCGACGUUGGCGGAACCUGGUACUGGAAUUCGUACCCCGGUUGUCGAUUUGACUCGGAGUCCUUGUCAUACGCCCUAUCUUUCGACAAAGAUCUUCUCAAUGAGUGGCACUGGAAGGAGGCCUAUUCACCGCAGCCUGAGACUCUCAAGUAUUUUCAACGAUUUGCCGAGAAGCAUAAGCUGAAGGAUUUUAUUUUGUCCAACACUUCCAUCCAGGAAGCCCAUUGGAACGAAAGGAAAAAGACAUGGACCUUGAUCGACAACAAAGGUGGCCAGCAUGUCUCGACAUUUGUCAUUAGCGCCAUGGGUUUUCUUUCCUCUUCCACGCUACCGGCAAUCCGUGGAAUUGAGACUUUCCAGGGUGAACUUUUCCACACUUCUCGCUGGCCAAAGUAUCUCGACAUCAAGAGAGACUUUGCCGGUAAGAGGAUCGGUGUUAUUGGCACGGGCGCCACCGGCAUUCAGAUCAUCACAGCCCUGUCAAAGGAGCCGGGAAUCAAAUCAUUGGAGGUGUUUCAGCGCACGGCAAAUUGGGCUGCGCCAUUACGAAACAAAGAAAUCUCGGCCGACGAGAUGGAAGAACUGAAGAAAACCUAUCCCGACAUCUUCGACAAGUGUUUCAGAUCGGCUUCCGGCUUCAUGCAUCUCCCCGACUCUCGCAAAUGGGCCGACGUGAGCGAAGAAGAACGUUUUGCUCAUUGGGAGAAGCUGUACAACACGCCCGGGUUCGGAAAGUGGUUGAGUGUUUUCGCGGAUACGUAUACCGACCGCGCCGCAAAUGCAGCGUACUCGGAGUUCAUGGCCAACAAGAUCAGACAACGGGUAAAGGAUCCAGAAACGGCAGAAAGUCUCAUCCCCAAGACGCACGGGUUCGGUACACGACGCGUACCGCUCGAGAGCGGGUAUUUCGAGGCUUACAACCAGGAGCAUGUCCAUCUGGUAGAUCUCAGGAAGACACCCAUCGAAUGCAUCACGCCGGGCGGAAUUCAAACCUCCGACGGUCAAGAGCACCCCUUGGAUAUCCUGAUCUGCGCCACUGGCUUUGACGCAAUCACGGGCGCUUUCAGCGCGAUUGAUUUCCACGGCAAGGACGGUCGUCCAAUGAUUGCUUCGGGCGAUACGCCAGGAGGUGAACAUGCAGUGUGGACCGAUCACCGGCCGCAGACAUACCUGGGAUUCACUGUGCCGAACAUGCCCAACCUUUUCAUGGUUUUGGGUCCCCAUCAGCCAUUUGGAAAUGCGACACGCAACGUCGAGUACAUUGUGGACGCCAUCUGUGAUCUGCUGCAAUACAUCCGCGAGCACGACUACCACUACGUCGAAGCAACACAACAGGCGGCGGACAGCUGGUACCAGCAUGUCGAAGAGUGCGCAAGGGGCCAGAUCUUGAUGAACGAGGUUGACAGCUGGAUGACGGGCGUCAACACCAACGUCAAGGGCAAGACGACGAGGACUAUCUCGAGAUACUGCGGAGAGUCCAAAGAGUUCCGCCGACGUGUAGAGCGCGUUGCCGCAGCCGACUACGACGGUUUCCGUUUCGCUUAG